Molecule: messenger RNA, 2421 nt
Organism: Zasmidium cellare ATCC 36951
Lineage: Eukaryota; Fungi; Ascomycota; Dothideomycetes; Mycosphaerellales; Mycosphaerellaceae
Exons: 1
Coding region: 1-2421 (806 amino acids)
Biological process (GO): lipid metabolic process
Molecular function (GO): triacylglycerol lipase activity
Source: RefSeq, a predicted model, not a curated record
AUGGCACAGUCAGAAAAAGCCGUUCAACAGGUGCCGGUGAAGGAAGCGUCCGGAUACGACUACCACAGCUUGCCCGACUGGGACAAUGACUUCGUCGACGACGAGGCGAUCCAGGCCUUUGCCAAGGCAAUCAAGCCGGUGAGCGCACUCGCAACAUCACCGUCAGAGGAGGACCUCGCCAGCCCGCUUCCAAGAAAGACAAAUACCGAGUUCAUCACCGCCUUGAACGAUUGGCGACCAGUCCGUCAGCGUCAAAUCCGCGCCAAGGCCCGAAGAGGCAAGAAAAGACCACGCAGGGACGAGACAAGAGAAGGCUGGACCUAUGGACUCGUCAAAUACCCCCUGCUUUUCUUUGUAUGCGGCUGGAUCGCUUGGCUCGGCUUCAGCUACCUCCUAACGAGAUUCUACAUCUAUCUAUACGAACAAUAUGUCACCUGGCGAGGAGCAAGAGACAAGUUGAGAAAGCAGCUGAGGGUGCAAAGGAGCUACGAGGGCUGGGUCGAGGCAGCAAAAGAACUGGAUAAACAUUUGCAGAACGAUGAGUGGAAGAAAAUACCUGAGGGUUCAUACGACUACCAGACCUUGAGCUACAUUGGGAAGCAAAUGAAGAAGCUCAGAGAGGAGGCACAGAAGGAUGAGCAAGACUCUACACAGCAGCAAGGUCACUUGCAACGAAGAGCAAUUGACGAGCUCCGAUCCAUCCUUGAGACUUGCGUCAAGAACAACUUUGCUGGAAUCGAAAGUUCGCGACUUUACUGUGAAACAUACUAUGGGACCAAGGACCUGAUACAAAAUUAUAUUGAUGAGACAUCGGCUUCGCUGAGGUUCCUUUUCCAGAGUACCCAGCUAUCGGACUCAGACAAACGUGACAUUGCCCAGCACCUCUCCGCGAACUUUGGACGUACGGCAUUGUGUCUGAGCGGUGGAGCAACUUUUGCAUACUAUCACUUUGGCAUCGCGAAGGCUCUUUUGGACGCGGACCUUCUUCCCAACAUCAUCACAGGGACGUCUGGUGGCGCACUCGUUGCCGCUCUGCUUGCGACCAGAACUGAGGACGAACUGAAGAAGUUGCUUGUCCCUGCCUUGGCACACAGAAUCGUAGCUUGUAAAGAACCGUUUUCGGUCUGGUUUCGAAGAUGGCGAGAGACAGGCGCGCGAUUCGACUCGCUCGAAUGGGCUAAAGCAUGCUCCUGGUUCUGUCAUGGCAGUCUUACGUUCCGCGAGGCAUACCAACGGACUGGUCGCAUUUUGAACGUAUCGUGCGUCCCUUCAGACCCACAUUCUCCAACGAUCCUGUGCAAUUAUCGAACCACCCCAGACUGCGUGAUCUGGUCUGCUGUCAUUGCAUCUGCUGCAGUUCCCGGCAUUUUGAAUCCCGUCGUACUGAUGAAGAAACAGAGCGACGGGACUCUGACAUCGUUCAGCUUCGGCACGAAAUGGAAGGAUGGAUCUUUGCGAACGGACAUUCCCUUGAAGAGUUUGAAUUUGCAUUUCAACGUCAACUUCAGCAUCGUUUCUCAAGUCAACCCCCAUGUCUCAUUGUGGUUCUUCUCAUCGCGCGGGACUGUCGGACGGCCGGUCACUCACCGUCGAGGGCGUGGAUGGCGAGGCGGCUACCUGGGAUCAGCCAUUGAGCAAUUCAUCAAGCUCGAUCUCAACAAAUGGUUGAAAGUCCUCCGGCAUCUCGAGCUCCUGCCAAGACCACUAGGACAAGACUGGAGCGAAGUCUUCCUCCAACGCUUCUCCGGCACAAUCACCAUCUGGCCCAAAACGAAGAUCUCCGACUUCUGGCACAUCCUCUCCGACCCUUCACCGCAACGCCUCGAUGGCAUGAUCCGCGCGGGCCAGCUCGCCGCCUGGCCCAAGCUCAAGUUCAUCAGCAACCGCAUGGCCAUAGAGAAGGUCAUCGAGGAAGCCAAGGAGGCUACCAGACCCCCCGAGCAGCCCUUCCCGACGCCAAUGCCUAAGGAGCGUUUGCGUAGCGUACUCAGCGAGGAGGACCUACAGGGACUACUGGCUAAGGCGCGGGAGAACGAUGGGGUUGUGGAGGUCCCGCCGCAGCUGCUUACACCGGCAGUUCAACGACCGUCGCUUCAUCCACGCCAGGACUCUCCCUCCUUCGCCAAGCGCUUCUCGAACUUGUGGGGUUCUCUGCCGUCGCCACGCAACAGCACGGACACUGCUCGACCGGCUUCGAAGGACAUCCCUGCGUCGUCGUCUGCUGCUGCUGCUGCCGCUACUCUCACCGCCGCCGACGACACGCGCCGCAGCAGCAUGAUGGACGAGCUCGUGCGGCAAAGCAGAGUCUUCUUCGACGACUUUGCGGAUGAGUCUGAGGCGCCCAGCGACGCAGAGGGGAUCCAGUACGAGACGGCGACGGAGGACGAGGAGGGCGGCAGUGAGACCGAUGUGGCGCCGUAG